AUGAAUUCAACGGCCCUCAAGCAGCCUGUAAAGCCCACAGUGUACAAAGAACCAGCGGAGAGAAAUGCUGGUCUCGGGUUUGCGUCUUCCAUCCUCAACGGAAACACCAUCGAGGGAGGACUUCGGUCAUUAACAUACAAAUCCAUCUAUGCACUGAAACUCGUGGAAGAGUUGGAUACAAUGAGAAAUGCGCUUAUACAGCCCACACCAGAGCUCUUGAGGAUCUCUGAGUUUGAUGUGAUCUCGCUGGAACGGGUGCAGCAGCUCCACUCGGAGAUCGAAGAGGUUAAGAACGCCAAAACAGCUAGAAACCACGCAAAUGACGAAAAGAUUCUGCAGUUCAACCUCUCGUUGGACACCGAGCUUGACACAAACAAAUUGGUCAGCGAACAGUACAGUAGUGAAGUCAAAAAGUACUACCUGGACAUGAUUCCUGAUAUGACUGUCAGCUUCAACAACAGCACCCAUAGCGUCACCAAGAUCAAGUGUCCCGUGGAUAUCACCAGAAUGGAGGACGUGGAGGGGUUUGACAAGUCGAUUUACGAAAGAGCUGCCGAACGUAGAGAGUUGGAGGAGAAAAAACGCCAGGAGGAAGAGGCGUUACGCAUUUUGGAAGAAGAGAGAAAACGCCAGGAAGCCGAAGCUGCUCAAGCUGCCCAAGCUGCCCAAGCUGCUGCUGACCUUGUGGUAGCCGAAACUGCUGACACACGCAUGCAUCUUGACGAAGACUACCUGUCGUACUCGGCAAGUCCCAGCAUGGACCAGCUUUCACCAGUAGUUCAAGACUCACCAUAUCUGCAAGCUCAGAGUCCCUACUAA
Molecule: messenger RNA, 819 nt
Organism: Sungouiella intermedia
Lineage: Eukaryota; Fungi; Ascomycota; Pichiomycetes; Serinales; Metschnikowiaceae
Source: the annotation of a GenBank genome assembly